This is a messenger RNA of Vitrella brassicaformis, 3349 nucleotides long. Lineage: Eukaryota; Vitrellaceae. The record is from the annotation of a GenBank genome assembly.
CCCCUCGCGUUUGCAAUUCGGCAUGGUGUUCAUUGUCCACAUUCAUUCACAUUUGGCACGUGAGCACGUGAAAAGCAAAAGAAAUCGCAUCAUGCAUGUCGACCAAACUGUUCGCAUCAGCAGUCUGUCUCAACGAGUUCUGCCGAUUGAUUAUUUCCUGGAGCUCCUUUGCCUCUUGUCCUGCAGCCACGCACCGGGAAUACCAUCAAUAGAGACGUGUCAAACUGCAUACAGCCGUGCACCACUGCAGUGGGACGUGUGUCCUCACCUCUGUUGGCUCCUGCGUGUUCGCCUGUUCUUCCUCCUGUCUCUUCAGCUCCCGCCGCAGCCCACGCAAGAAGGGCUCAUACCGCUCCACCCACAGCUUGUCGAAGCUCUCGACAGCCUGAACACACAGACAUGCGCACAAAUCAGCCAUAUCCGCAUGGACGCAUCGAAUCCUUCCUGUGUGUCUCACCAUGUAGGUCUUGUGCUUGUUGAGCCCUUUCUUGUUGAGUCCCGCGCCGAGAAAUGUCGACAGGCCCUGCAUGGCCCUCGCCACCAGCUCAAAGAGGGACGUCCGAUGGAGUAACAAGACUGUGCCCCCAACGAGUGGCGCCACACGGGCGACGAUCGAGGCCACAUACAUGAGCAGGAAUGCCAACCAGUCGAUGACGAUUGUGCCGGCCGAUAGCAGUAGGAGCACAGAUGCUGUGGCCACGACUGCCCAAGAGGUCGCAGGCGAUCGCCACUUGAGAAUCCCUCGGAGGGUUUCGAUUUUCAACAGCAGUUUGCGGCUCUUCUUCUGCAAAAAAAAGAGACAUGAGCUUGGAUCGACCCGUAGAGACACAGCAUUCUCUUACCUGUGCAAGCCUGAUGCGGUCCUUGACAUGUGACGGUGCUCCGGCCAGCACGAAUGCCAGCCAUGGGCCAAGCUCUAGCUCCGUUUCCUGCCCCUCAUCAAUGUCCUCCUUUUUAUUCUCAACUGACACAGCAGAGAAGGGCGGGUGACAGACAUAUGUGGUGUGUGGGGGUGCUCAUGUCUCCAGCUUACGGUUCUUGGUACUGCUUGGUGAGAUGUCCUUCAGCCUAUCCGUGACUCCAGUAAGGACUGCGCCUGGAGUUGCCGCCACCCCCUCUAUCGCAUCUGCGGCCAGAUUGAGGGUGCCGCCUACCACACCGGUCACGGCAUCGACUGCACCAGUCCCGAGACCCACAGCCAUGCCGGAAAAACCGCCCCUUUGAAAGCCCUGCACCGGAGACUCAACCAGGGAAGCCACACCACCCAGAGUGGAGGUGGCGAAGCCUUCCACGCCCGUUAGGAGCGCAUCGCCAACAUGGGAGAGCUUCUUACGGCGGCGCACUGGCGAAGACGACCCUGAAUGGACAGCCAAAAGAGGCGAGGAUGUGAUAUUACUCUCUUUCGUGUGAAGACGGUCAAUGCUGACUUCCGUAGAUGAGUGCGCCGGGUGUGUUGGCCAGUCCUCUCAGCGUGCUGCUUGCGAAGCCUCCCACCCCGCUGAAUGUGCCCGUGACGGCCCCUGUGACACCUGAUGUAAGGCCGGUGACAGCGCCGAGUGCCCCUCGCUCCGAUGCGCCCUCGAAUGUUUCAGUAAAGAUGCCCACAAAGCCGCCAAGUGUCUGCUCGUGAAGGGCCUGGGAGACCACGAAGACAGACAGGCAAAUGUGUCAGUAGGGAUGAGGGUUGACCUUAAAGCCGGCGGCAAGGCCUUGGCCGACGUCCGUCGGGUCCAGCUGCUGCGUGGUCUCAAGCUCUUCCAUCAUGUUGAGGAAACGAUCCUGAAAGGUGGGCACGUCGAGGGGCGGCAGAGGGUGUUUGCGCGUGUGCAUCAUGAGUGCGAUGAAGCAGAUGAAGAAGAACGGCAGGAUGAGGGCCGGGAAGAAAUAAAGCAGCCAGAAGCCCAGCAGCACAAGCGAGGACACAAUGGGGUCCUUCCAGUCGAGCACUGAGUUCGCCCAAACAGCAGCCUACAGCAACGACACACAAAGGAGGAAAGUGCAUAUAUACAAAUGUCUCCGUAACCUCCCCUUUGCCGUCUACCUUUUCCAGCAUUUCGUCCCAGAGAAUGAGCUUCAUGCGCAUCCCAUUGGCAUACAGCUGGUUGAGGUCAUAAACCGGCAGAUGCUUGGGCCGGGGUGGCACCGGCAGGCACCCAGCCAAAAGCUCUCCCGUCAUCGUGAACUUGGCAGUGACUCGCAGACGGAUGAAGCCUGCAUAUAGGAGACAUUCCAUGGCAUUCAUCAAAGAUGCAGUAAGUGAGCAUUCGUCGGCUUGAUUGUGUUGUCGAGAGACCUGCGCCCUGCAUCUCGAAGGCCUGUGACGGCAGGAUCCGGAACCAUCCCUCGACGGUCUGGCCGCUGACCAGGUGCUUGAUGGGGAAGAUGAUCUCCCCCAGCAGAUCGUCAUAGCCGACAACAUCGAAGUCAUAUACCUGUCAAAGACACGGAAGCAUCCGUACCGAGCCGAUUAAUGUGUGCGUCUCCUUUGUCCACUGACCUCCAGAUGCAGCACACUCAUGGGAUGGUGGACGUGCAUGACGAAGCUUUCGUUCCAGACCGGCUCGAGCGUCCUGCUCUGCGUCGUGCUCGUGCCCACAGAGAUCAUCGCGCGCUUGAGGGGAGACAGAGACAGGAUCUUGGGGUGGGACACAGACGGAUCAAGGGGCUUUGACAGCGUCAUCUUCACAUACGGAUCACUGGCACACGGACACAUCGCCAUCCAUGCCCAUCAGUGUCCAUCAUCUUGGGCCAUUCGUUCCCACCUGAAUCCAUUUGUGUCGGCUGCAGGCAGCCCCUUGGCCUCCAGCACGGUGAUGGUGAACUCACAGUACCCCUGCCUCUUGAGCGCCUCUGCCGGAUUCGUCAGGCACAGCCACGGGUCAAACGGUGCUGGGCCCUUCAAAGCAGCAAGGUCCGUCUUGAGUGUUGGUUCAGGCAGCACACGUGUAGGCGGACUCGUCGACUUCUCGAAUGCACUCGGCGCCGACUCCUUUGCCCGCAUCGACAAGCCACGUGAAAGGCCCAACAUUCCCGUCUUCCUGGUGUCCUCCGUGGCUGAAGACGGGCUGGGGCUGGCGCUUGCCGCAUGUGUGGCCUCAUCCUCUUUUUUCCUUUUGUCAGUCGCUGAGGCUGAUGGAGCGACAGCAUCGCUCGUCUCCUUCGGACGAGAUGGUGUGGCCUCCCCAGGGAUGACGCGAGGGGGCUCCUGCCCAGAGAGGGCCUGCUCAGGAGGCCGGUGCCGGCCGAGGCAACACGAACACAGCAUUCUCUUCCGCUGCCGGGCUGCCCGGCCCCCAGACAACAAUAGUAUGAAACAAUAGUAGCCCCGCGCUGUGCCUAACAUCACCAU